Messenger RNA from Saccoglossus kowalevskii, 464 nucleotides. RefSeq lists its product as uncharacterized. NCBI's taxonomy places the organism in Eukaryota, Metazoa, Hemichordata, Enteropneusta, Harrimaniidae. The record is from RefSeq and is a predicted model, not a curated record.
AUGGCCGACCAGAAUGGUUGUCGGAAGCGUGGUCGUCGACGUGUCAGCGAAGCUGUCAAAAAACAACGACAGGCAAGCAAAAAUGCUAAGAAGAUUUAUCUUGGCCAAGAGGUUUACAGAUGGAAUGCUAUAAAAGUGGAGCAUUCACUUGGUUCUGACGCAAAUGUAGCGAGGUUUCUAAUCGAUAGGUAUUAUGCUAGUAAGACUUCUAUACCCUCAACAUCAGCUGCAGGUCCCAGUACCAGUCCAAGUGUUCAAACCAUGCAGCUAAAGAAAACGUCAGAAAUGUUAGAAAAAACUGCUUUUAAAUCUAAAGGGAGUGCUGUAGCUGCGUCUUCCCCAGAAAAUGUGGCGGAUAAUUUGCAUACAAAUUAACAUAACGUACAUUUAUAUUUUUUUAAGUUGAUAAGAUUAACUGUAUAAAGUAAAACUUGUAAGUUAAUUAAAAUAUAAUUCCAAAAAUA